Paramacrobiotus metropolitanus is the source of this 16482-nucleotide messenger RNA. RefSeq names its product MAM and LDL-receptor class A domain-containing protein 2-like. Gene Ontology annotation, molecular function: protein binding. Gene Ontology annotation, cellular component: membrane. Lineage: Eukaryota; Metazoa; Tardigrada; Eutardigrada; Parachela; Macrobiotidae. The record is from RefSeq and is a predicted model, not a curated record.
AUAACCUUCCUAAUAAAAAUAAAUAGUUUAUUAGAGCGAGCGAUUAGUAGAGCGCUAUUUCGCUGUCAUAUUUUGGGACUGCAAAGAUGCUUUUCUAGAUUUGCAUUAUUUAUCCAAUUUUUUACGGCCGAGUUGUUCCAGUUUGUUUGUACCAGCGUGCAGUAUUUUGUCUGCGCUUAAUAAGUGAGAUUCCCCAAAAAAUGGCCUGGUUAGGCCUGUUGAUAUUGGGGGCGUCGCUACUUGCCGGAAAUGCGCUAGAUGAUGUUGUGGCGGGCACGUUUUACUGCAACUUCGAAGUGGACCUUUGCGGAUUGCAGAACAGUCCAAUUGGUGUUCCGUGGACACGUCAAAAUAAGGCAUACUUGCUAUCUGAGCAUAUUCCCAAUCGGCCAAAUGAAGUGGCUGGCGAUCAGUGGUAUUUGUAUUUGCCGCUUCGGCACACCAGUCAAGUGGAAGAGCCGGGUCUGGCCGUGGCCCGUACAAAUAUCUUAGCUGGAGGUUCUGCUCCAGUUAAUCAAAUGGCUGAUCUUUGUUUGUCGUAUUGGAUAUAUAUGACCACCGAUCAGGAGAACGAAUUUCGAAUUUCGGCUGCGGAACCGGACGGAAGUGUAUACCGGGUGCUGCAACGGUUUAUGGGCAAUGCGGCACCAACAUGGAGAUUCAAAUAUAUUGAUUUCCAACAAUCUAAUCCUUUUCAGUUGGAGUUAUACGCAAUGAUUUUGCCGACAUCCACUUCGAAUUUCUCUCAAAUUGCUAUUGACGAUAUUGGUUUAGCUCCGGGAAAGUGUCCUAACGCGGUUGUCGGGAAUCAGAUCAGCUGUAACUUUGAGCAAGGCAUGUGCGGUUAUGAAACUGAAAAUGACGACGGUGGCGACAAUUGGUACCGUACAUCCAAAAGCACUUCACCUUUGGGCCCGACCGACGUACCACAAGAAGAUAGUACUUACCAUACGGAAAAUGGAUAUUACGCCUUUUUUCGUAUCCGAAGAAAGACCGGCUCAGGAAUACGAAGCGCCAGUCUGAUCUCCGUACCGGAACAAGUAGUCGGCUCGCAUUGCAUAUCCUUCCACUAUCAAAUCUCCCGGGUUACUCCUGGUUAUUAUCCGAUAACAUUUAUGCUGAAAGCCAUAUAUGACGAAACGCAAACCUCAACCAUUUGGUCAACAUCAUCGGCAUAUGGAUUUCGAUGGGUGGCUGCUGAAGCCGAGUUCACUGUUCCGGAAGGAAUCAAUCAGCUGAAGCCGUUCAAGGUUGAAUUUUUGACUUCUUCCCUAUCUAAUACAGAAGGUUAUGUCGCGUUGGACGAUAUAUCGUUUUCUACCGGAAAAUGUUUAAAAACAGGCGACUGCACUUUUGAUCUCAAUGCUGAAAAUCCCGAUGGAUAUUGUGGCUGGGAAGUUGUUACGGGCAACCAGUUCCAGCUCAACAUGAUUUGGGCUGUCGGCCAACCCACUGGCCCAGUUAGCACAAGCGGUGAUUAUCUUUAUUUCCGCGGUGGACGUGGAUCGGGAAACAUGUUGAAAGCCCGCGCUCUUUUGGCUAGCGAGCAGAUGGUCUACGAUACAAGCAAAUGCAUGACCUUUCAGUAUUACAUCAACAAAACUGGCGCGGCGGAAAUUCGCAUCCACCAAGUUCAAGAUAUCGAUCAAGAAAGGAUACUGUGGGCCGACGACGGACGCGUAUCGGAAGGCGACACAUCCACGGAUUAUAACGGAUGGAGACUGGCCCGAGUGCCGUUGUUGUCGCUGAAUCACGCAAAUUUUAUCGUGACCAUUGAGGGAAUAAUUCGGCGCGAAAUCUCUGACCAGUAUAUUGUAGGAAUCGAUAAUGUUAAGUUCCUGCAGGAUCCAUGCACCCUGGCCCCUCCAAUUGCUGCCCCUCUACCGAUCGAAGAAGUUCCCGAAGAACACGGAGCUUCCGUCUGCAACUUUGAUAACGAUGACACAAAUGAAGAUUGUGGUUACAUCACGGAUGAAGACGCUACGGCGCAGUUUCAUAUCCGAACUGGUAACACUCACGACGAGUAUUUCAGCGAGCACGCACCGAUGUUUGAUCGUACCACCCUGGAGGAAUACGGGCGCUACCUGUAUUUCCCCCCGAUCAAAGCCGAACGCGGAACAUAUGCGCGGCAGAUUUCGCCGGAAUAUAAGCGAGAAAACCCGGCCGAUCCACGAUGUUUGAAAUUUUGGUAUUACUUCCGCGAAGGACCCGGUGCUGGACAGCUUAAUGUGUAUGCGCGCGUUAACGACACGGAUAACUUGGUAUGGACUUCGGCUGAGAGCACGUGGUGGCUGAAUGUGGCGUACGAAUGGUCACUGGCCAGCGCCAGUAUUCCCGCAGCAUCCACGUUUCGGAUUAUAUUCGAAGCCAUGAUUAUGGAGGAUAACGGCUAUUUGAGUGCCGCAUUGGAUGACAUUACGGUGUCCAUGACUGAAUGCAAGGUUAUGGAUUGUGAUUUCGAAGAAGGAUUUUGCAGUUGGCACAAUUACUUUGAUUUCUUUGGAACGGCGGAUUUGGCGUGGGAGUUUACCAAUGAAAAUCUUAUCCCGGAAGUGCAGAAUCCGGCGCAGCCACAUGGCCGGUUUAUCUUCGUCCCCGUGGAAAGCACAACGCCGGCCGGUCACCAAGCCAUGCUGGAGCAUUACGAAGUGAUGAAAUCCAACGAACACGUGUGUCUACAAUUUGACUACUACAUCACCGCGGUGACAACGGGCACGCUGGCACUGUACUGGUACGACAAGGAAGGCGAAGUGGUCGACUAUACGAAAAUCUGGACUACCGAGCAGACGAGAGCAUUCGGUGCAUGGCAGACCGGGCAGGCACUGAUCCAGUCGAAUAAAGCAUGGAAUGUCAUGUUAGUGGCCACCGCUCGACCGAACAAUUCCACCAUUCCCGCCGAGAAGCUGCAGAUUGUAGCGCUUGACAAUAUCCGACACCGCAUCGUUAGUGAUGCUCAGACGUGUCCUUCGUUGCCGGUGAAUUCGCUGGUAACGACGACCACUACGCCGGCAACGACUACGGUGUCCUCGCCGCAUUCGAAUAACUCCAUCGUUUACAUGUGCACCUUCGAUGAAAAUCUUUGUGGUUUUGAAACUGACCCGGCUUCCACGAUCGAAUGGCAGCGCUUGCCGGAAGAGUGGACGGUUCCUAAUCGACCAAGUGCAAUUAGAGGCAACAAGUUCCUGUACGCUAAUUUCUUGAAUGAAGAAGCAGUGUACCGAUUUGGCUCCAUCACAUCGCCGACAAUUGACGUUAACGCCAACGAAAACCAGUUUUUCUGCAUUCGUUUCUGGGUGUUCAUGGACAGCUUCUCUGAUAACCGAUUACUGGUCUCACUGGUUGAUGGACCAAUGCAGCCGUUGGUUCUAGAAACCUUUGCCGGUGUCGUGCGUCCUUGGACGGUCAAAAGUAUAAAUGUUCGACGCAACAAAAAUUUCCAGAUUCGACUAUUUGUGCAAAAUGCAUUGGAUCUUGAUCGGUACGAAGGAGUUGCUGUCGAUGAAUUUAUCGUGGAAAACGGGAAAUGCUCGGCAAAUGAGCCUACGCCGACCUUCGAAUUUUGUGAUUUUGAAGAAGGGCCCUGUAAGUUUAGCGUCGGGUCAACCGUGGACAAUUUCCACUGGCGGAUCACAAACGGGCACGAUGUCGAGACGGACAGUGAUGCAUUUAUAAUGUCGGUCAAGCCAACCGAAGACCAUACCUAUAACGCCCCAGGCGGUCACUUCGGCUUCCUGUACCUUGGAUCAAAUACGGAUGCGUGGACUGGCACUGGAGCCCAGAAAGCAGACAUGAAAUAUUCGCCCAUCCCAGCGCUUUCUGGCGAUCAGUGCGUCUCAUUUUUCUACCGUUUACUGAAAGGCUCGGUCAAGAAUGGUCCGGAGUUGAAGGUUCUCAUGAAUGCGGGAGGAACUCAGCGAACGCUCUUCACGAGUAAUAUUCCCCACGGGCGCAAAUGGAUAGCUGCCAAAGCUAGCGUUCUUUCACGGGGGCUGGAUGACACAUACGACUUGGAUGUAACGUUCUCGGUUAACAGUGCAAAGGGAGCCAAAGGAGCCGUUGCGAUUGACGAUUUUGCGGUGACACCAGGCGCUUGCGAACACCCAGGCGAUUGUAAAUUCAAUACUGGAAACAACGGAAUAUGUGACUGGCAGCAUCUACCUCUUGGGGACUACGCCACGAUACAGUGGACUAAUCGUAUGCCAGCAGGCGGACCGGUGUCGGACAGCAGCUACCUGUUCAUCGAAGGUGGCCGUCCUACCGGUCACCUUCCGGGAUCGCGCGCCGUGUUGUACAGUGAAUAUCUUACCUGGCCACUGGAGCAAGCGAUGUGCAUGACCUUUAAGUUCUUCUCUAAUGCUUCGGGUGCUGCGGCUGUGCGUGUACAUCAGGUGGAAGAUCCCAGCGAAUGGAAUCCACUGUGGGAAAAUUAUGGUCGACAAGAAGUGAACAUGUCUCAAGGGGAAUCGGUGUGGCAUCCAGCGCAGAUUCCGUUGCAAAAGCCUAAAGAUGGAGAGGAAUUUUUGAUUACCAUCGAAGGGUACAUCAAACGCGAAGUGGACGCUGUGUAUUUCAUUGCAGUCGAAGAUGUUGUGUUCUUGAAUCAAGCUUGCAUUCUAAUGCCUAUGGAUUCAGUUCCGAUUCCAACCGUGCAGCCACCUACUGAUGAUACAGCGAAUGUGUGCACAUUCGAUGACAGCGAUAUGUGUGGAUGGACUCACCAAUCAGUCGGAUCGCGUCCGUACAACUGGGAGCUUUUAUCAGGUCGAGACCAGGGAAAGGACCCCAAUGUUCCUCCGUUUGAUCACAGCACAAUGGAAAGUUUCGGGAAAUUCUUGUAUUUUAACGCAAGUGCGGCUCCAUUGGCUGGAACUGCCAUCACGAAACCAUAUACCCGUCAAAAUGCUAACGAUCCAACAUGCCUACGAUUUUGGAUGUACAUGCAAGGCCACAACCCCGGCGAAUUACAUAUUAGUAUGCAGGGACAGGAUUUCCCAGAAAAGGAAAUUUAUGCCAUUGCCGGCUGGGACAGUCGGCGUUGGAAUCAGUACAUGGUCCAGCUGCCGGUGGGAGUGAAGCAGUUUUUGUUAAAGAUCGAAGGCAGAGACCAGUUGGAUUUUGCUGACGGUGGAAUUUCUUUUGAUAAUCUGGCUGUUUCUCCUGGAGAAUGCCGACAAGUUGACUGCAACUUUGAACACGGAAUGUGUAGCUGGGAAAACUAUUACGACGCUUCGGGAAAACAACAAUAUGAUUUCGAAUACGGCACUGCCAAGACGCUUGAAAGUGAAGACGAUUCAGUAGAUCGUGGUGUCUUCGUGUACCUACCCGUUCUACGAACCACCCCACGCGCAGCUCAGUCAUUUUUGCGACACGAUAGUUUUGUGGAAGGCAAUGUGGAGCGAAAUUUCUGCUUGCAUUUUGACUACCUAAUAACAGGAGAACAAGUCGGUCGUCUAACACUGUGGCAUUACUGGGUCAACGCGGAGAACGGAUACGAUUAUGCGACUGUCUGGAGUAGCCGCGGCGAACCAGAAUAUGGCUAUUGGCAAAAAGGGCAAAUUUACCUUGAUAAAAAUUCAUCUUGGACGCUGAUGUUCGAAGCCGUCGGGAACGAACAAGGCGAGCUGACCUCCAAUCGCUUGCAUGGUAUCGCCGUUGACAACAUCCAGCACGAGCUGGUGUCCAGUGCUGACCUUUGUCCCCAGCUACCACGCCCGGCACCCGCUACAACUCGCCGCACCACAACGCUUGGCACAACCACGCCUCGUCCGACGUCCGGCAUCGGCAACCCGAUUUUGCAGUCGUGCAAUUUUGACAAGGAUGAAUGCGGUUGGACUGUGGUGUCGGGCUCUACUAUCAAAUGGCACCGGGCUCAUCAGACGAUCACUAGUGGCGAUGAGGCAUGGGUUAUACCUUAUCGCACAGAUAAUAUAAAAAAUGAUUAUUUCCUGUUUGCUGAAACAACCGGAAGACCGAAUGGGAAUAAAAUGGGAUCAAUCACGGCGCCGCUUGUGCAAGCCCAAGACCAGUCGUUAGAUUACUGUCUUCGUUUCUGGGCUUAUGUGGAAGCGCAAGAGAACAGUGAAAUCAGCAUUAUCCGAAAAGAUAACGGAAAUCGUGAGACCGUUUUGGAGCGCUAUCAAGGGGAAGCACGGCCGGAGUGGUCUGCCGAACAUAUCCCGUUCCAAGCAAAAGGACCUUUUCAAAUAAUGUUUCGAGCCGACGCUCCUCGCGGAGCAGAUGCUUUUGGAGUCGCGGCCAUUGACGAGUAUGUGCUCGAACUUGGAAAGUGCUCCAAUGAUCAACUACCUGAACAUCCUGGUGUAUUUUGCGAUUUCGAGGAAGAUGACUGCGGUUAUGUUAACAGAGGAGGGGGCGAAAUUGUCAGCUGGACUCGUACUUCGCGCGAAAUGUUAGGCACCACCAGUGAUCUGAUGCUGAUUGACCUUACACCGUCCGAGGACAAUACUUUAUCGUCCAUCGAAGGACAUUACGCUUUUGCAUACUUAGGCCCCAAAAUGGAAACCACCACCACCGCCGCUGCAACCUACUCAUCACGGGUACACACGUUGCGCGGUGAACAGUGUGUUACAUUUUUCUACCGGCACGUCAGAAUCCCCAGCAGCACCAGCACGGCCAAACUGUCGGUUUCCGCCACCGAUGGGGAGCGCGAGUGGACAAUUUUUAACUCAGACAUGGCGCACGGAAAGAAAUGGGUGGGCGCGAAAGCUUCGUUUACGCCCAUCAACAAGACAGCCGAUUAUCCAUUCACUGUCUCUUUUAUUGUAUCCGGAUUUCAAAAAACCCGGGCUGCAGUGGCGCUUGACGAUAUUGCCAUCGUUCCCGAAAAUUGCCAGCACGUAGGGGAUUGCAGUUUUAACACCGGGAGCGUACAGCUGUGCAUGUGGCAGCGUCAUGUCAGCGAGGAAUCGAAAAUGCAGUGGAAAAAUGGGCUUCCAAAUGGUGGACCAGCUAAAGAUAGUGGCUACAUAUAUUUCCAAGGCGGUCCACGAUCCGGAAAUCCCAUUGGUUCCCGCGCUCUCCUUUACAGCCCUACCAUGUUCUACGAGGACAAUCUGUGUAUGACCUUUAACUAUUUCAUGAAUUCCACCGGUGCGGCGGUAGUACGAGUUCAUUUGGUUGAGCAAGUAACCGGCACGGGAAGCUAUAAUCCGGUGUGGGAGGAUUAUGGGCGAGACGAAGCCAACACCACCCUGGGCGGCAACGGCUGGCAUCACGCGCAGAUUCCGAUUCCUUCAAAUUCCGUUUCUGAUUUUUUGGUUUUAAUCGAAGGUGUCGUCCGUCGUGAAACAAACGUACCGUAUUUCAUGGCUAUCGACGAUAUGGUGUUCUUACGGGGACCGUGUCCGCUAACUCCAGCGGACGCGCUACCGAUUCCCACUGUUACGCCGUCGGUCGAAGAUGUUUCGGAGGUGUGCACAUUUGAUGACGAUAUCAUGAACCAUCCCAUGUGCGACUGGCAACACGAUACUUCGCAGUCGUUGAAAUGGGAGAUGCUGACCGGCUACGCUGGGCAGACAUCGGCCAAUGUCCCGACUAUCGAUCACACCACUGUGGAACCGAUGGGAAACUUUUUGUAUGCUAAUUUAACCAACGUGAGAGUCAGCAGCACGGCAUCGGUGGUCAGUCGGGGUUACGAUCGUGUUAAAGCCGACGGAUCCGCGCUGUGUAAAAUUCUGGUAUUACAUGUUUGGCGAUCGGAUUGGAGUUCUAAAUGUGCGUGGAACUUAUGGGGACAACCAGGCAUUCACGGCGUUCUCCCAAGAGACAUUCUUUACGGGACGUUGGUAAUGCGUGAAUACGAAGUGCCCCUGGAUAUCAUGAGCUUUAAGCUGAAAUUUGACGCAUUCGCCACAACGGAUACUGGACAAGGAGGCGUUGCUAUUGAUGACAUUGCUGUGUUGCCGCAUAACUGUAUUCAAGUUGAAUGCAACUUCGAGCACGGAAUGUGUAACUGGGAGAACUACUACGAUGGAACCGGCAACAUGGUUUUGGAUUGGUUAUAUGGUGUGUCCGGUAUGUUACCCAGUGCCGAUGAUGCGGUAAAUCGCGGGAUUUUCCUUUACGUCCCCGUCCGUCCAUCCACACCAGCUAGGCAAACGGCUUUGAUGCGUCAUGAUACGUUAGUGCUGCCGGGAAACACAUUCUCCUGUUUCCACUUCGAAUUUCUUAUCACAGCACGAAAUGUCGGGCGUAUAACCAUUUGGCUGUACUGGCUCAACCAGAAUAAUAACUAUGAUUACAAGCAAAUAUGGGUAAACCGAGGACUGAACAACAUCGGAAAAUGGCAGACAGGACAGUUUUUCAUUGACCGAAGCGAAAGAUGGACGUUGAUGAUCGAGGCUAUGGCUAACGACCUGAACGUGACAAUUCCAUCAGGGUCACAUGGUAUAGCUGUUGAUAACUUCAAACUCGAGGUCGUGCCUGACGCCCAGCACUGUCCAACGGUUCCGCAGGAUGCUACGAUCACCACUCCGACACCGUUCACGACGACGACGACGCGUCCCACGACCACGGCAGCACCCAGUAGUUUCGAAUGCAACUUUGAUGCUGGCCACUUUUGUGGUUGGACACAGCGAGACGACACCCAGUACAAGUUUUUGCUCGGCCAGAAGGGAAGCACCGAGACAUUUGGGCCGGCUCUGGGUGAUGAUUCGGAAACCCGCGACGGGAAAUUUAUCUACAUCGAUGCUCCGAGUGGAACCACUGGUGACGAAGCGCGACUGUUUUCGCCCACCGUUAACCAGCGAACUCCAUACUGCUUCCGCUUUUUCUACAAUAUGAACGGAAACGGAAUGGGGCAAAUCAAUGUUUACACAGUCAGAACGGACGGUCCAUCCUUUAGUACGACCUGGAAACCACCAAAGUCAUUCACCGGACGGAAUUACGGCGACCAGUGGAUCGGUGCAGCUUGGACAAUUACACAGUCCACCGUUAGACAAAUUGUCCUUGAGGCUGUACGCGGAACCUAUGCAACAUCCUACAUCGGCAUCGACAGUAUUUCCCUUAAAAAUGGAGCGUGCGAAACUGAAGGAAACUGUGAUUUUUCCAACGGUUGGUGCCAGUUCAAUCCCUAUGCCAUACAGGGGAUGGGGCACUGGGAUGCGCCGCCCACGCUGUAUCAAGCGAUUGUUACCGCUUAUAUGUCCAACGGAGAAUCGGCCAUUUUCCGGACUGAUAUCUUACCAGCCCAGCAGAAGCUGUGUCUUCGGUUCAAGUUCAUGGCGGAUGCGAAAGCUGUCCUCCUUGUCAGAUCCAUCGAGUAUCCACCGGAAGGAUCUCGUCCACCCGCUGUCACGGAUAUUUGGAGACUAGAGGGCAGUUUGGAGCUGAAUUCCUUUGCUUUUAUCGAUGCCCGCGCGCCAGUUACACUGGACAACAAAGGAACCAAUCCCAUUCAGCUAUCGUUUGAAGCGCACUUCCUUGAUUUAACCGACAGUACGCCGGGACAUCACCGAACUAUUACGGUGGAUGACGUAUUUAUUGAUACUGCCGCCUCUUGUUCAUAUGCUCCCGAUUACGCUAACCCAUCUGUCACAACGACAGCUCCAUCUACAACAUUGGACUUUACGGUCGAGACGGUGCAACCGUCAACAGAGCCUCCCGUCGAAACCCCUGUAAGCAAGUAUAACUGUAAUUUUGAUCAACGGAACUUGUGUCUGUGGACCAGCAAAAGCGGUAUUCUAUGGAAAGUGUCUAACACUCAAGUUAGUACCGCUUCGGGACCGACAACUGAUCACAGCGGACACGGAUAUUUUGCUUAUUUGGAUCCGGCGAGCAAUAUUUUCACCACUUCGGGCCGCCUAGAAAGUCCCUAUAUUGAAUGGAGCGGCAGCGAGGAACGACCGUCGUUUUACGUUUUUAGCUUCUGGUACUAUAUGCACGGAAGUGCCAUUCACGAACUACGCGUUAACACUCAGCAGCGCGGCAGCAGUUUGUGGGAGAACAAAUGGACGCUGCGUGGCGAUAAGGGCAAACGGUGGUUCCUUGAACAGUUGGUGCUGCCGGUGGGCGUUGAGGACUUCAAGGUGGCUCUGGAAGGUGUUCGUAAAGAGGACUUCUUCUCGGACAGCAAUGCAUACAUUGCAGUGGAUGAUAUCAUAUUUGAGGCUGGAAAGAUCCCUGAUCAGUUUGACGACACGAUCUGCGAUUUCGAUACAAAUGCUUUCUGUGGUUAUGCACCGGAAUCGACGGUGCCGGCAUUUAUGUGGGCAUGGCGGAAUGGUGAUGAUACUGCCGCUCUUAACGAUACCGGCCCACUUUACGACAAAUCUCAGAAUUCCGCAUACGGUCACUACAUGGCCAUCAGUGCCAAGGAUGCCUCGGUGGGGGAUUCCGCGAAAUUGUUUUCCACUCUUCACGAUCCUACCACCGGUGUUUGUGUGAAAUUCUAUUACUACCGACGCUCUGUGCAGUCGUUCUCGGGCAUACUGGACGUUUACCUCCUUAAAAAUCAAGAAGCAACCGAGUCAAUUUGGUCGGACGAAAACAUGAUUGGUGGUGAUUUCUGGGAACCAGUUAUGCUAGAAAUAGCAUCCCCUGCUGAAAACUGGAAGAUCGUUUGGAACGCAGAAGUUGUAUCUCCAGAUCAGCCUGUCGUCGCCAUUGAUCACGUUGUAAUAACGGAAGGUUUAUGUCCCCGAAAUGUAAUCCAAUGCAGUUUCGACGAAGACACGUGUGAAUGGUACAACGGUCUUUCGGACGACCAUGUCAACUGGGUGCUGGAGUACGGUCCGUCACAAGUACAGGGAACCGGCCCGGAUUCCGAUGCUCUGAACGAUGCUGACGGAGGAUAUCUUCUGUUCGAAGCUGUUUCGGCAGAUGUGGAAGAUACUGCUCGCAUGCUGAGUACCCCAAUCGACAACGAAGGGCACGCGGCACUCUGUUUCAAAUUUCAUUAUCACAUGUUCGGAGUCGAUGUUGGUGAACUGUUGGUUAUUCAAAAGAAUCUCGUGGAAACAUCGGAAAGGGAAAUAGUUCGGUGGCAAUUAUUUGGUAACCAACAAAAUCAAUGGCAUUCAGCGCAAGUGAAAAUUGCUCCUGCAACCCGCGAGGCGCCUUAUCAAAUUGUUUUGCAAGCCAAGCGCAACGGACUUCUGGGCAACAUUGCUGUCGAUGAAGUGGACAUGUCAUAUGUCGAUAAUGAUGCGGACUGCAAACUGAAACCUGAAAUCGCCGUUCCGCUGCCGACCACACCACCCCCCACCACGCUGCAACCGACACAAAAUCCUAACGGUACAUGUACAUUCGAACAGGACACCUGUGGCUGGAACAGCGACACGCUGAGCGGUAUGAAAUGGAAACGCACGCGGGCGGCAACCCAAAACCUGAUCGGCAACGGUCCAGCGGUGGACCAUACGAUACAAGAAGGCUCGGGAUGGUAUUUAGUGUUUGAUCCUCGAACGGGCAAAGAGGGUGAUCGUGCGCGAAUACAAGGCGGGACGCUACAGGCACCAGCCUGUGUUCAGUUUUAUUACCAUGCCGCUGGACAACGCGUCGGUACUCUGAAUGUCCGUUCCCACAGCAGCACUGGAGGCGAAGUUGUUCACUGGAGUCGCCAUUCACCAGAUGAUGGCGCAGUGUGGCAGUUUGGAGAAACCACAGUCAGCGCCCAUCCCAUGUCUCAUGAUGGUAUAUACCAAAUUGUUUUCGAAGCCAUUCGCGGAAAGGGCUCGGAAGACCAGAUCGAAGGCGAUAUUGCUCUGGAUGACAUCACCGUUUUACCAACGCCCUGCCAAGAAACCGUUUCGCAUUGCACAUUCGAGAAUGGACUCUGUGGUUUUACGCAUUUCCCUAACGAGGAUGGCAUGACCUGGCGUCGUGUGUCAAUUAGCAGAACAUUCAAUACUUCGGAACCACCUAAUCUAGCACCGCUCAUCGAUGUUACAACGGGCACUAAAGAAGGUUAUUUCCUAAUGGCUAAUCGUCACAACACCGCCCUGACCAGCUUAGCCCAGAUCCGGUCACCGGUGUACGAUUACACCAAUGCCCUACAGGCCAACACGGACCACUGUUUCCGCUUCUACUACGCCAUGCAGACGCGACCACGCAACAGUACGGAUAAUCUGGUCGUUACGUACACUCCCCUCCAGGGUGCACAACAAGUCUUCAUGGAACACUUAGCCGGUGAUCAGGGAUGGGAGUGGCAUAUGGCCACGCACCCGAUUCCUCGUCAAACGGGAGCGUUCUCCGUUAUGUUUACCGCUACCAUUGAUGAUACGGCAACUGUCUUUGCUGUUGACGAUGUGUCGGUGACCCCGGGACCGUGCGUUCAUUUCUUGGAUUGUCAGUUUGCCGGGGAUUCGUUGUGCCUAUGGAGAAAUGCCGAUGCAGUUCCAAACGCCAAUCAAAUCCACUGGAGAGCAGCAUCUCCUUCUCAGGGUAUUUCCAGCGGCCCUCCUGUGGAUUCUUCGGGUGCUCAAAAUGGGUGGUUUGCAUUGAUUACAUCGGAUGCUCCCUCGAAACCUAGGGAUCUGGCAUGGCUAAUGUCUCAAACCCUUCCGAAAGACACGUCUAUUUGUUUGACAUUCUGGUUUUAUAUGGGAUCUGUGGAUAACCAGGUUAACAUCCUCCGCAUUCUCAGUGUUGAUUUUGGUAACGAGUUUUACAAAAAAAUGUUAUGGAGAAUCGAGACGCCUGUGAGAUCCGAAUGGACAGCGGGGCAACUGGAAGUGGACGGUGUGCCCUGGCUUCGCAGUUUGGUCUUCGAAGCGGAAGUUGGUAGCAUCCGAGGUCUGUUUGUGGCCAUUGAUAACCUGGUGGUCCUGGAUCAUGCCUGUACACCAAAUGUUCUUCCCGAAGAAGCUUCCCCGAGCUAUAACCCACCGACGCCACCACCCACAACACACAACCCAUUAGAUUUUGAUGUCAGCUGCGAUUUUGAGGGAAACAAUAUGUGCGCUUGGCAGAAUGCCGCGGACAAUUUAGAUCAGUGCACAUGGACUGUGCAGUCGUCUCCCGUCAACGUUCUGCAAUCUGUUAUGACAGGCCCGUCAUCGGAUCACACACUGGGAGAUUCAACUGGACAUUAUCUGCUCUUUAACAGCCGAUUUUGUAAUAAUGCUACAUAUCCUAACGUCGGCUUCCGCGGUACAGCUCUGACCACAUCGAAGACCGUAGCGGGAGAAAGGAACUGCUUAAAAUUCUGGUAUUUCAUGUUCGGCGCGCCAGGAAUGCUAACCGUCCAGAUCAAUUCAAAUUCUGGAGAUUCGUGGAUUGAAUUCAUGCGAAACGGAAACCAGGGCAAACGAUGGAUCGAAGCUCGUGUAAACGUUCAGAAUGUCAACGAUCAGCCGUACUGGAUAGUUUUCGAGGCCAUGAUGGGUCCAUCACGAUUUGGGGACAUUGCUUUGGAUGACAUCCGUUUUGAUGAAGGACAGUGCGAGGCCAUCAGCAAUUACCAGUGCGAUUUUGAAGGAAAAUUUUUCUGUGGAUACAGAUCCGUUAAAGAAGACGGGGCUGGUAGCUUCUUCUGGAAUCACGUAAAGGUCAUGGAUAUCGUGCCUCUUGGUGUGGAUCAUACAUUCAUAUCAAAUCAUGGUCACAUUGCACAUGCCGACGGCCGCGGUGCCCGAAAAGGCGCCCGGACAUACUUAGUCAGUCCGCCUUACAUCCGCAUCCCCAACUCACCGCAGUGUGUAACCUUUUGGUACAAAAUCACCCCCUACCCCGACGGAGGCCGUUUGGCGGUUCACAUCACACGCGCUGCUUCCGGCAAUGACUUCAGCAGCCCGAAAUGGUCAGUAACCGGCUCCAACAUCGAUCAGUAUACUUGGGAAUACGGAACAGUGCCCGUGGAAAUCGGGGAGGAUUUCAAAGUGGCUUUUGACGCCCGCAACGAUAACGGGACAGCGUUCCAGGUGGACGAUAUUAACAUCAUCGAUGACGAGUGUCCAGGUCUUCUGGCUUGCACUUUUGAGGAUGGAUUGUGUGGAUGGAGCAACGGCAUUCUGGACAAUAUUGAAUGGAUUGUGCAUCGCGGCGAUGGUGUGCCGAAUGAGGUGUCCGGUCCGUCCGCCGAUGCUCUGGGUAAUCCCUAUGGACAUUAUAUCUACAUUGACAACGACUAUCCUAACGCAGAUGAUUACGAUGCGGCCCAUCUGGUGUCACAGCGCGUGGUGCCGAAAGUGUCGUUUUAUUGCUUUAGCUUUUAUUACCACAUGUUUAUCGAUGGACGGUCUAAUGCCUCGUUGGAUUUGAGCAUUGUGUCCGGUGGACAGACAUCGGAUUCUAUUUUUUUUCGCAACGAACCGGGACGAAAUCAGUGGAUGCGCGAGGCGAUUGAACUCAGCGAGGGAAUCGACUUUGGUGGGGAUUUUGCCCUAAUGUUUACAGGAAAAGUUCAUGGAGAAAAAGGAAAGAGCGAUAUUGCGCUCGACGAAUUUUCCUUCUCCGAAGGAAGGUGCACAGAUACCGGUCCACAUCCAGUUUUCAUGUGUGAUAACGACAUAAUGAUCGAAGGAUGGAAACAGUGCGAUAAUCGUGUCGACUGCACUAACGGCAACGAUGAACGGAACUGCGGAAACUGUGGCUUCGAGAACGAUCUGUGCGGUUACACGGUAUUCCAAAACAGCAACUACACCUGGACCCGGGUUCCAUCAGGAUUCGCCGGCGCACCAGUCCCGACGAACACCGUGGAAGGCAGUCGGUACUAUAUGUUAGCAGAUAACAAAGAUGGACCAGAUCGUUCAGCUGCCUACCUCGACAGUCCCAUCAUCCGUCAGACAUCCAAAACCUGCAGACUGCAGUUCUGGACGUACGUCUAUUCCCUGGAAGGAGAUCCGGGUGCGAUGAUUGUGACACUACGCAGCGGCGAUAGCGACGUGACCAUUGCCAUUUUCGACCAUAAUACGGGAGUGAAAAAUCACUGGAAUUUGUGGAUUGUGGAUGUCGGACGUCAUAGCGGUGAAUUCCGGAUUGUUUUCCGCGCGCGAAAAGGUUCCGAGACGAAUGGAAGCAUCGGUGUGGAUGAGGUCAUAUUUAAGGAUUGUGGUUUUCCGGAACGGCAGGCGUCCUGUGGUGCCAACGAGUGGCAGUGUCCGCAGAGCGGAGCAUGUAUCAUCCCCACGGAAUUCAUGUGCGAUUUCGCCGAUGACUGUGGCUACUACGAAGACGAACAAAACUGCCGGCAAUCCCAUCCGUUCCGAUGUGAUUUUGACGACGAUUUCUGUGACUGGACGCAAGAUGCCGGGGAUAACUUUGAUUGGCUCAGGACGAAUUAUCGUACUUUAAGCGGUUAUACGGGACCGAUUCGAGACCACACAACCGGACUGCGCAAUGGCGGAUUCAUUUACGCCAGUUCCACAUUCUACAACAUUUCGUCCGGUUGGUCGGGAAAUCGUGGCCGGUUACUAUCGCGACCACUGACAUUCACUAAUGAUUGCAUACUGCGAUUUUAUCGUCAUAUGUACGGGAAUACGAUGGGAGCCUUGAGAGUCUUUAGACUCGGUUCAUCUGCCGAGUUAUUUAUUGACAACGUCGGUCUAGGCGAUAAAUGGGUUAAGUCUGUGGUGCGCAUUGGUGGUCCAGCCGCCAACAUCAGGGUCGUCCUGGAAGCUCAACUCGGUGGUCUGGCUAGUGAUAUUGCGGUGGACGAUAUUUCAUUCAGCGGUUCGUGUUUCAACCAACCUGACGUGGUAACGCUGCCGCCCACCACAACAACAACAAUGGCGCCAACCACAACCGCACCUUCGACGAUUUCCACAGGGUCCAGAUCCACAGCCACAACGGCAUCCUCCUCGACUACCUCUUCGUCCACCAGCACGACUUCCUCGACGACACGGUCGAGCACGCAGUCUCCUUCCUCUACAGUUGCACCGGUCAGCCGCUCAUCGACUUCAGCGCCACCACUACCGACCACUUCCGCAGGCAGUACCACGACACAUUCACAACUGACCUGUCCUGACCGAUUCUGUGCGACCAGUCGGGUGUGUCUGGAGCAGAGCGCCAUCUGCGAUGGGAAGAAGGACUGUGAGGACGGUUUUGAUGAGGCCAACUGCCCAACGGCCUCACCCGCGAGCGGACUGGAUCCGGGAGCCAUUGCGGGGAUAGUGAUUGCGGUGCUAGCUGCUGUAGGAGCGGCAGGAGCUGGUGCAUAUGUUGUGAUAUAUAGGAGGAGAAAACAGAAUGGAACGGAGCGCAGUACCCUUGGUUAUGCGACAUUCGGUGCACUGGAUGGACCGGCGGAUGAGGACAGUGACCAUGUCGGGAAUAAAGUUCUCCAUGAUAUAUUUUCAAAGGAUCUGUGAUUUCGGCUUCGGGAGAUGGGCGAAUAAGAGGGCGUUAUAUAACAAGCAAUAUUUGAUUUUUUUUUCAAAUUUUCACUAUUUUUGUCGGUAUUAAUAGUGAGGGUGCUGAAAGCUAAGCCCUUGCUGUUGUGUUUUUGUGUACAAAUGCUGUUGGACUGCGUUAAUAAUAUGCAAAUUAGCAUGUGCAAUAAAUUACUUGAAACAAAUCGAUAUACAA